Zingiber officinale is the source of this 495-nucleotide messenger RNA. Its product is annotated as dirigent protein 1-like. The transcript has a single exon. The record is from RefSeq and is a predicted model, not a curated record. NCBI's taxonomy places the organism in Eukaryota, Viridiplantae, Streptophyta, Magnoliopsida, Zingiberales, Zingiberaceae. Bases 1 to 495 code for a protein of 164 amino acids.
AUGGCUUCACUUCAGCCCGUCUCUCCCCUCCUCUUCCUCCUCCUAUUGUCGGCCUCUGCCUUCAGUAUCGCCACCGCCCGCAGCCCCUCGAAGCACCACCACCUCCGCCUCUACGUCCACAACGUGACGGCUGUGCUAUCCGUGAGCCUCGGCAACCCCCGCCACUUUGGCGACCUCGUCGUCUUCGAUAACGUCCUCCGGGCAGGUCCCGAGUCAAACUCGCAGCUCCUGGGCGCCAUGCAGGGGCUCGGGGUCUCCGACGACAUGACCGACCUCACCUCCGGAACCAUGUUCAACCUCGUGUUCACCGGCGGCAAAUACAACGGGAGCUCGAUCGCCGGCCUGGGGUUGUUCCAGUCGGUCGGCGUGUCGGAAUACACCAUCGUUGGUGGAUCCGGGAAGUUCCGGCUGGCGGCAGGCUACCUCUUGAACAGCCAAGUCAACUCCACCACAACCCUCACAGCAAAAAUAGAUGCUUACUUUGCUUCAAAUUAA